AUGGCAUCACCAACAUUGAUACUCGAUAUGGGUGGUGGAUCACUAAAAAUUGGAUUUUCUACAGAUCCUCAUCCUAAGAUUAUUGAUAACUCCAUUUUUAAGUCAAAAACGCUUGGUGGUCGCACAUUCGUUGGAAAUGAAAUAGAACAAUGCAAUAAUUUGUCGAGUUUAUUUUGUGUCAUGCCAUUCAAAAAAGGCUAUAUUAACAACUGGGAGGUUCAAUGUCAAAUUUUGGACACAACUCUUAAAAGCAUAGUUAAAACAAACUCUCAAAAUUCUUUAUCCGAUCAUAAUCUAAUUGUUACUGAGCCGUAUUUCAACUUUUCAUCAACUAAAGAAGCUAUGAAUGAAAUUUUUUUUGAAGAUUAUCAGGUGGCUGGUUUGAUCCGCACAAAUCCUGCAUUUUUAAGCGCUUACAAAUAUCGAAGUGAAUCAGCUCAACGUCUUUCAAGAUAUUGUAUAGUUAUUGACUCUGGAUACUCAUUUACACAUAUUGUACCUAUGGCUGAUGGAUUUGUUAUGAAAGAUUUUGUCAUACGGCUAACGGUAGGUGGGAAAAUUCUUACAAAUCGUUUGAUUGAAGCUGUAUCCUAUAGACAUUUGGAUGUUCGAAGUGAGAUAUAUAUAAUGAAUCAGUGCAAAGAAGAUGUAUGUUAUGUAUCUACUGACUUUUGGCAAGAUAUGAAGAUUUCUCGAUCAAACCCAAAAUCAAAUACCAUUUUAAGAGAAUAUGUACUACCAAACUAUGUUGAUGUUCACCGUGGAUAUGUUCGUGAUCCUAAUGCAGUGGUUCCUGAAAAUAGUGGUAAUGAUAAAUCAGAACAACGGGCUUCCAAUCUGUCACAGCAAGGAUAUGUAUUACGUUUGAAUAAUGAGCGUUUUACAGUUCCUGAAUUGAUUUUCCAUCCAUCUGAUGUGGGCUAUCAAGAAAUGGGGCUUACAGAAGCCAUCCAUUACUUGAUGAGUGAACGAUUACCGGCUGCAGUAAGGCCAGGGGCUUGGGCAAAUUUUAUGGUUAUGGGUGGUAAUGCAUGUUUUCCAGGAUUUGCAGAACGAUUACAAAAAGAUAUUCGUACUCAUGCACCUGACGAUCUUCCAGUAAAUGUCUUUAAACCCCCUAAUCCUCAAACCUACGCUUGGGAAGGUGGUGUUUUGUUUAGUCAAAAUUCAGAUUCAUUCAAUCAUUUCUUAGUUACACGCAAAGAAUAUGAAGAGCAAGGAUCUAGUUAUUGUGAAAAACGAUUUCCUACUUCUUGA
This is a messenger RNA of Schistosoma spindalis, 1257 nucleotides long. The record is from the annotation of a GenBank genome assembly. Lineage: Eukaryota; Metazoa; Platyhelminthes; Trematoda; Strigeidida; Schistosomatidae.